This is a messenger RNA of Phyllotreta striolata, 4277 nucleotides long. The record is from the annotation of a GenBank genome assembly. Lineage: Eukaryota; Metazoa; Arthropoda; Insecta; Coleoptera; Chrysomelidae.
CAGUCGGUUUGUCAGUGCUCGCGAGAGGUUUACGGGUUUACAUUUGCUCAGUUGUGAUAUUCAAUAUUUUCAACAUUUAAUAAAAAAACAUGAUCGUUAUCGUGGUAAAAACCUAGUUGUGGUCGGUGAUAGUGCAAACGAAUAAUGUUAUUUUUCUACGUAGACUGCACACCUUGAUAAAAGUCUGCGAGUGAUUCGUCACAAAUCAUGGAUGAGAAUGCGAAAGUGCCGGAUUCCCCGAAACCUUUAGCUUUCACGAUUGAUUUCGGUAGCAAUCAGAACACCCUAAGACAAAAAGCGUUAGCCGAAAAGUUUCAAAAACGGCAUAAAAGAGGACAAUCCCUGUCUAAGCUAGACGAAGCACAACAAUCCUCGACAAGCAGUUUACCGAGAAAAUCCAGCUUUCAAUCGGAGGGUUAUUUUUCCUCCGAUGAAAAACCGGAUAGAGCGAAAAGUGCUCAUGCACGGAUCAAUGCAAGUGCCAAACGCAGCGACCUGUCGCUUCCUUUAAGAAACACUACAUUAGAACGAAUGGUGCAAUCUUACCCUUUCCCUACUCCGGAAAUAGAGCUCAAAGACGUCUCCUGUCCGGAAUUAGUCCAAAUAAGUCCGUUCAGCCCUAAAGAGCAACUGAGCAGCGAAGACAACUCCAUCAACUCCACGAAAUGCGAACAACUCUACAUCGGCGAGGAAGAAACUUUCAUCGAUGGCAUUGAAUUCGAUUUCGAUAAAGACGAUACAGCGAGCGAUACCGGUACUUAUACGUUAGACGGAGACAACUAUUCCGAAGAACAAAAAGCCCGCAUGAGCAUCGACAGGGAUUUCAAAAUCGAACAAGUUACGUUAGAAGAAAAAACCAAAGAGUACGUGAAAAGUUUAUCCACAAUGCGCGACAACGUGCUGCAAAAUGUGUCGCUAAUGAACGACGAAAUGACGAGGAACAUGCGAAUGAUGAAUUUAAAGUCCAGCGACAUGUCCCCGUUGAAUCCCAAGUCUCCGAAAUCCCCUAGCAUAUUAAAGCGAUUCGGCAAACUCUCGCCUAUAUUAUCGCCUACGCAAAAUCUAUCGAUAACAGACGUCGAUUGUAGCGAACAGGAACAUCUCAACAACAGUAACUGUGAUGCGAAUACUACUUUUACUAAAAUCCUCUAUCCUAGUCCGAACGCCAAACGGGACGGCUUGAGGCAGAAUUACGAUCAAGGCUCCGUGAUAUCCGUAACGUCCAGUGGCGCUUUCAAAAAAUCCGAUAAAAAAGACAAGCUAUCCAGCCUGAUGAAAUCCGAAGUGCAAGUUCAAGCGUACAUAGACAACGGGGAAUACGUCGAACCCGUUUACAGCAAUAGCAAAAAAAUCGAAAAAUCCACGCCUAAACUAACCACUACCAUAGUCAACGUGCAAAGCAUCGACGUGCAGAGCUCGGUGGAUUCCGCCGGCGUUUUAAGCGCUAAUAUAGUAGUAACGCCGAAACUUCCACCUUCAAUCGGCGGUUACUCAUCAAGUAAAAUUCCGUCGCCCACUCACACGGUCGCGAGGCCGAGGAGCCGCAACAACUUGGACAAUCCCGAUACGGAAACCAUUCUCAAACCGACGCAGAACUACAUAAACUCCCUGCAACAACGAUUAUCCCUCGAUCCCAACCACGACAUUCGAACGCAACUGAACAACACGGCACAAAUACUGAAGCGCAAAGCCUCGCACACCAGGCACAAUUCGCUCGACGACGCCAUGAACCUGUCGAACAAGCUCGAGCACUUCCAGAACAAGACGUUCUCGAAUAUCGACCAAACGUAUUCGAAUUUGUUGAAUCAAUAUUCGCACAAGAUCCAAAACUCCCCCAACAACUCGCCGAUACGGCGCUCGAGCAGCUUCACCAACAAGCACCCGAUCAAAAACACCAACAACUUCGCCCGCAAGGAGUCGAACGUGUGCAAUUCGCCGAACGUCACCAGGAGCUCCUCGUCGGCCUCGAUCAAGCCGGGCUACCUGAGCAACAGGAGGCGCAGCCAACAAUUCGGCGACACCGAAUCCAGCUCGGACGACGAUCUGCUCAAGAAAGAUCAGAAACGCAAAGAUCUGUCGACCAUAACGAAUACCAGGUGCAAUAGGGCCUUCAGCUUGAGGCGGGCCCGCGCCGACGGAGACAACGAACCCAACCAGCCGCUCAAAUGUCCGAAUACGCCGGAGAUGCGCCGGAGGAACGUGCCACACGAACGUGCAAUAUCCGUCGAUAGGAAACCGAUGAAGACCAACGAAGUGCAGAGUCGCUAUCUGCUGAACAUCGCCAAGAAGUCGCCCGUCGUCGCCGCCGCCGCGACGCCCGCCAAAGAGGCGAAAAUCGUGCCAAAAGUUACCAAUACCAGUAGGUCUAACGCUGCGGCCAGGCCGCAGAACUUCGCCAGGACCGAUAGCGGUAGAUACAGCAUGCGAGCCAGCAAGCCUCUCAUCACCAGCAGCAACUCAAAAACCUCCAAGAAGGACGCUAAUGGCAAAAAGCAACAGGGCGGUCUUCGAAGCAACUCGUCCCUUUCCAGUCGGGAGGUCGAGUUCCAGAAUUGGAAGAGGCGGAAGAGCUACGAUCCGAUGAAAGCGGCCGCUGAAGGGAAGAAAAAGGAGCAGGCCAAGCGCCAAUCGCUGGGAAACGGCCAAAAUAUCAUGACUCAAUCCUGCACGGAGGCCAAUCACAGCCAGGACAGCUCGCCAUCUCAUUCCAGCUCUGUCUACAGAUCGCAGAGUUUCCACGGUACGGCCGCCCUGGAGCAGUUGAUCAGCUCGGACGAGGAAGAGGAAGAUUUGACCCUGUCGCCGGACGAGUGUUUCAGCCCGCCGACGCCGAGCCCUUGCGAGAUGAGCCCUUCGAGGGCCUCUUUGAGGCACAACCUGUGGGGGAUUCGGCAUUGAGCGUGGUCUCGCUGGACGCGAUUAGAAUUGAAAGGAAUUUCGAAGCGAUUUUUAGACGAAUAGAACGUGUUAGAAGUAGCGAGACUCGGUUGAAUCGAGACGUUACCGCGACGAUAAUAAGACUGGUGUUAUUUAUGUCCAUGCUUGGUGAAAACGAUUGUUUUCAUCUAAGGCAAAAAUUAUUAGUAUAGGCGAGGUUUAGUGUGUCGGGUGAUGGGGUGUUUUGGUAUGGCACUGUUAGCUUUGUUCAUCCGAUAUUUAGAUGUAAAAUACCGUAUGUUACAGAAAUUGUGCAAUUUAUAAUUUCAACGGAGUCUCGAUAACUUUUAGUGCGAAAUUUUAAUGUAAAUAAUCGCAUCUCUCAUUUUUGAUACUGUGUUGUUUUUAAAUAGGUAAUGUCUUUCAUAAUAUCGUCCUUUUCUUCCUCUUUCGUCCUGUUUUCGACUGAUUGCAAUUUUUAUUGUGAUAAAGGUUUUCUUCGAUUUAUUUAUUUUUGGGUAGGCUAUUGUCCAUUUAAUUUCUACUCUACAGAAACCUUGUUAAUUUCGAAACAUUUACUAAACUAACGCAGCUCAACAGAACUACUUAAGUUAGUUUAUUUAUAAAAGACAACCCGCAAAUUAAUGAUUAAUCAAAAAUUAAAUUAAUUUAACUGUGAUAACUAAUACACUAACACCAAUAUUGACUUUAAAAGAUCAUUUUGACUCGUUUUCUUUAUAGCUGACUUAAAAAGCAUUACCUACUUAAUAAACUUUUUUGUUUCGUGCAAGCAUAUCAUCACUCGAAGCUUUAAAAAAAUCGGCAAAAUAUUUUCUUUACGUCCACGCAGUGCGGCAACUAAGAUGGUGAAUUCGAACAGUUUUUGUUGUACAAUUCCUUAUUAUUAAUGUUAUCUAUAUAUUUGUAUCGUUCUAUUUGAAUUCUGGUUUUGCUCUCCACCAUUUAUAUGUUGCUAUUCUGCCUCAUUUACGCUAUUGAUUGAUUGUAAUAGGAAUUGAGGAGUGUUAUGUAAGAUAUAAUUGAUUUUCGUAUAACUAAAUGUUAAAGGAAAAUUCGUCCUGUAAAAAUAAUUUGUGGAUUCUAAAGUUAUACAUUCGUACGAUCUAUUUUUGUUUGUAUUAAUUUAGCGUUAGGUGUUUAUGAUACAGGAAAAUGUGAUUUUUUAUAAUCUUGAGAUUAUUAAGGUUUUUAUUGUCCUUAUAAAAUGUUUAGAUUAUGCUUUAAAUAUAUUAUUAUAAAAAUUGUUAUUUAAUACUGAAGUUAUGUGUACAAUCUUACAAGACACUAUAAGCUAUUUUUUUAUUUAGUAGGUAUUUGUGUUUUUUAAAAUUGUUGUCUACCUGAAAUAUUAUUUGUGUAUUGCUCAUGUUUAAUUCAAC